AUGUCACCUUGGCCUGACUUUAUUGAAGAACGGAAUGCAUUGUUUGAAAAAUUAAUGAAUGAUUAUAAAGCAGAAAUUGCUGCAAAAAUUUCUGAACCAAUAUCAAUAAAACUUCCUGAUGGAAAGAUAUUUGAAGGUAAAUCAUGGCGCACUACACCAAUGGAAAUCGCUGAAAAAAUAAGUGCUGGUCUAGCUAAUACAAUUGUUGUGGCUAAAGUUAAUAAUGAGGUAUGGGAUCUGGACCGUCCAUUUGAAGACAGUGCUACACUGGAGUUAUUGAAGUUUGAAAAUGAUGAAGCAAAACAGGUGUUCUGGCAUAGUUCAGCUCAUGUUCUAGGUGAAGCUAUGGAACGUUAUUGUGCCGGGCAUCUUUGUUAUGGACCACCCAUUUCUGAUGGGUUUUAUUACGAUAUGUUUAAAGAGGGCGAUGCAAUAAGUCCAAAUGAAUUCCCGAAUCUCGACCAGAUAGCCAAAUGCAUUGUUAAAGAUAAACAACCUUUCGAAAGGCUUCUCGUUUCAAAAGAGAAUUUGCUAAAGAUGUUCAGAUAUAAUAAAUUCAAGGUGACAGUCCGAAUCAUCAAUGAAAAAAUUGAUACACCAUAUGCGACUGUAUAUCGCUGUGGUCCACUGAUUGAUUUAUGUAGAGGUCCACAUGUUCGCCAUACCGGAAAAAUAAAAGCGAUAUCUUUUACGAAAACAUCAUGUUCUCACUGGGAGGGUAAAGUGGACGCUGAAUCACUUAUUCGCGUUUAUGGUAUUUCUUUUCCUGAUUCAAAGCAGCUGAAGGAAUGGCACAAGCUCCAGGAAGAAGCAGCGAAAAGGGACCAUCGUAAGAUAGGCCGUGAUCAGGAGCUGUUUUUUUUCCAUCCAAUGAGUCCUGGGUCAGCUUUCUGGUAUCCCAAAGGAACUCAUAUUUUCAAUACACUUUGCAAUUUUAUUCGUAAGGAGUACCGGAAACGUGGUUUUACUGAGGUAAUAACUCCCAAUAUGUUCAAUUGUAAAUUAUGGCAGCAGUCUGGUCACUGGGACCAUUAUUCGGAUAACCUUUUCAAGAUAGAAGUCGAGAAAGACAUCUUUGGUUUAAAACCAAUGAAUUGCCCAGGUCACUGUUUAAUGUAUUCACAUAUGCCACGUGCUUAUAAUGAUCUUCCGAUACGUUACGCCGAUUUUGGUGUGCUGCACAGGAACGAAGUGAGCGGUGCUUUAAGUGGUCUAACUCGUGUGCGUCGUUUCCAGCAAGAUGAUGCUCAUAUUUUUUGUCGUCCUGAUCAAAUUGGUGAAGAAAUACAGAGUUGCAUUGAUUUUUUGACAUAUGCAUAUGUUAAAGUUUUUGGCUUUUCGUUUAAACUGAACUUGAGUACUCGACCUGAAGAAGGAUAUUUGGGUGAUAUAGCUACAUGGGAUAGCGCAGAGAGUGAACUGAAAAAAGCCUUAGAUAGCUCAGGACAUUCGUGGGAAUUAAAUCCUGGGGAUGGAGCAUUUUAUGGUCCUAAGAUUGAUAUAACGAUAAAGGAUGCUCUACGUCGUUUCCAUCAGUGUGCCACGAUUCAGCUGGAUUUCCAGCUUCCUCAGAGAUUUGACCUUUCGUAUUUUGAUGAAAACGGUUUUCGGCAAAAACCAGUAAUGAUUCACCGUGCCUUACUUGGUUCGGUCGAACGCAUGACCGCAAUUCUUACAGAGAAUUAUGGAGGGAAGUGGCCAUUUUGGCUUUCACCGCGGCAAGCCAAAAUCGUGCUCGUCCAUAAUUCUUUAGUAGAAUAUGCUCGCAUGGUACAGAAAAAGAUUUAUGAAGCUGGAUUCGAGGUAGAACUCGACGAAGAUUCUUCUGAUACCUUGAACAAACAAAUUAGAAAUGCUCAACUUGCCCAAUUCAAUUUCAUACUUGUGAUUGGUCCUAAGGAGAGUGAAAAUGGAACGGUUAAUGUCCGUACGCGUGAUAAUGCUGUGAGAGGUGAGGUCAAGCUGGAUGAUUUGAUAAGAAAAUUCAAACGUUUUCAAGAAGAAUUUGUGAAAGAUACGGAAAGCGCUGAUGAAUUUUAA
This is a messenger RNA of Dracunculus medinensis (Guinea worm), 2040 nucleotides long. NCBI's taxonomy places the organism in Eukaryota, Metazoa, Nematoda, Chromadorea, Rhabditida, Dracunculidae. The record is from the annotation of a GenBank genome assembly.